Molecule: messenger RNA, 860 nt
Organism: Argiope bruennichi
Lineage: Eukaryota; Metazoa; Arthropoda; Arachnida; Araneae; Araneidae
Product: acetoacetyl-CoA synthetase-like
Exons: 10
Coding region: 84-860 (258 amino acids)
Cellular component (GO): cytosol
Molecular function (GO): acetoacetate-CoA ligase activity
Source: RefSeq, a predicted model, not a curated record
AAGUGGAAUGUUUUUUGUCUUCUCCAAGUCUUUUUCUUAAUCCUAAGCUUCACAGUACAUAUUUCCUGAAGGAUAAAAAGAAUAUGAAUAACCAGAAGCUUGCUGAUAAUGCUCUCAUGUGGAAACCAAGUAAACGUUUUGGUGAACCCAUGCGGAAAUUCAAGCAAGUCAUAGAAAAUAAAUAUAACAUAAAUAUAGAUGAUUAUUGGGAUUUUCAUAAGUGGUCAAUCGAGCAUCUUCCUGAACUAUGGGCUGAAUUAUGGAACUUUGCUGGAAUCCUUUAUUCAAAAAAAUUUGACAAGGUGAUAGAUUUAAAUAUACCUUUCGAUGAAUUGCCAGUUUGGUUCGAAGGAGCGAAAUUAAAUCUUGCCGAGAAUUUGCUAAAAUAUAGAGGCGACAAGUUGGCUUUUGUAAUUGCAAAUGGAGCUGAAGGAAAAGAAAGUAUGACAUACUCCCAAUUAUUUGAAGCAUCGAAAUUAUAUGCAUCAGCUUUCAGAAAAUUUGGUUUAAAGAAAGGAGAUGUCGUUGCAUGUCAGAUGUCUAACAGGAAGGAAGCAAUAAUUGCCAUGAUUGCUGUGAUCAGUAUUGGAGCGAUUUGGGCUGGUGUUUUGUCACUUUUGGGAUCGAAGGCUGUUCUCAGUAGAAUCAGGCAAAUUCAGCCCAAAGUCUAUUUUACGAUAGAUCGUAUUCCUCAUGAAAGAAAACAUAUCAGUAUGCUGGAAAAAAUUGAAGAAAUUUCUGAAGGUUUGCCAUCUUUAACAAAAGUGAUAAUCGUCCCUUCGAAUGAAGACGUGCGAUCUAAAGACAUUAGUACCAUUAAAAAUAGCUGCUUUUUAGACGAAUUUUUACAGCUUGUUUGA